Molecule: messenger RNA, 633 nt
Organism: Lipotes vexillifer (Yangtze River dolphin)
Lineage: Eukaryota; Metazoa; Chordata; Mammalia; Artiodactyla; Lipotidae
Product: protein HP-25 homolog 1-like
Exons: 3
Molecular function (GO): protein binding
Source: RefSeq, a predicted model, not a curated record
AUGCCGAACAAAAAUAUGGAGACAGAGAUUUUGGAGGAAAAGAGAGGUUUCUGGGUUUUAGCUUUAUUUGUCCUGUUACUUGUGGCCGAUGUCAAAUCUUCAGCAGAUUCUCAGCUAUGUGCACCUUGUGGACCCCGAGGGCCUCCAGGACCCAGGGGUCCUCCAGGGCUACUUGGUUUAGCAGGACCCCCAGGUGUAACAGGACCAAGAGGUAUACCUGGGGUGCCUGGAGCAGUUGAGAAACGCCCCUGUCUACCUCAAUCUGCCUUUUCUGUCUAGCUGAGUGGGCCUCUCCCAGGACCCUCCCAGCCCAUUGUCUUCCAGGAAGUUCUGUACAACCGUCAGGGCCACUUUGACCUGGCCACUGGAGUGUUCACCUGCGGCGUCCCCGGUGUGUACCACUUUGGCUUUGACAUUGCGUUGUUUCAGAAUACUGUCAAGGUGAGUCUCAUGCGGAAUGGCAUCCAGAUCUGGGACAAAUGAGCAGAGGCCAAGGACAGCCAUGAGCAAGCUUCAGGAAGCAAGCUGGAGAAAGGGGACAGGGUCUGGCUGGAGUCUAAGCUGGACAAAGAAGAAUCUGAAAAAGGAACUACUCACACUGUGUUUUAUGGGUUUUUGCUCAAUGGAAAUUAG